CGGAAGAGCUGGGCCGCCGGCGGCGCGAGACUGUCCCUGGCUCCGCUGCCCGCGAGCCCCGCGCGGCGGAGGAGGCGGAUGAGGGGCAGCGGGCUGGGCCGGAGGCUCCUGGCCUCGGGGGGCGGCUCGCGGCCGGGCGCGCCCUGGGGCGCUGCGCUGCCGGCCCCAAGGAGAGGUUUUGCUGCCACAGCCCCUGUGAAGUCGUAUGACAUGAGAAGGGUUGAAAUAACCCCACUGGAACAGAGAAAGCUAACCUUUGAUACCCAUGCAUUGGUACGAGAGCUGGAAGUUCAUGGUUUUGGUAAAGAACAAGCAGAGACCAUUGUAUCAGCGUUAACAACUUUGUCAAAUGUCAGCCUAGACACAGUCUAUAAGGAUAUGGUGACCCAAGCUCAGCAGGAAAUAACUCUGCAGCAGAUAAUGGCGCAUUUGGACUCUAUUCGGAAAGAUAUGGUAAUCCUAGAGAAAAGUGAAUUUGCAAACCUGAGAGCAGAAAAUGAGAAAAUGAAAAUUGAGUUGGAUCAAGUUAAACAGCAGCUAAUGAAUGAAACCAGUAAAAUCAGAGCUGAUAACAAGCUGGACAUAAAUCUGGAAAGGAGCAGAGUGACAGAUAUGUUCACAGAUCAGGAAAAGAAUCUCAUGGAAGCAACUACAGAGUUUCAUAAAAAAGAUUCGAGUACCAACAGUGCUAUUGCAGAAAUCAGUAAUAAAAUUGAUUCACAAAUAGCCUCCUUAAAAACUCUCAUGGAAUCGAAUAAAUUGGAGACGAUACGUUAUUUGGCAGCUUCUGUUUUCACUUGCCUAGCAAUAGCACUGGGAUUUUAUAGGUUUUGGAAAUAGACCCAGAGGAACUACUGCGCUACAAAUAGAGGAAGAAAAGGCUGCCCACAUCAUGGAACAUCUGUUAGGUCAUACUGUGUUCGCUACUGCGGAUAUUCUUAGUGCCUUUGUUCUUAUAUUGAUUCUUAAUGCGUACUAAAAAAUAUUCUCUUUAAUAAUAAAGGUCAAAAUAGUUAGGGGCAAUAAUAGGAACCUUUCCUUAACUCCUAAUGGAUUCUUCAGUGGCCUUUUUUCAAAAACCUCAUACAGAAGAAACACUGAAUCUGUGUUUAUAUAAAAUCAGAAAGUUUUUUGGCAUAGGAACCAAAGAACAUGUCCCAUGAUUCAUUUUGGAAAGGUUCUGUUCCCACGUCCCUGCCAAAGAAAAGUGUUUACCAUCUGAUGUAACCAAAUGCAAGGAGCUAUCCUACUCUGAAACUUCUGUGCAUCUUAAACUACAGGAGCUGCAUGUUUGUGUUCCAUCCCGAUUCUCCUCUCUCCGCUGGGUGAGGUAUGUCCAUCUUUAUAAAAUUGUAAAAAUAAAGCCUUUUCAAAAGGAUCCCUUUCCCAGCAUAAAGCUGAAUCAUAUGGAUUAAAAAUGACCAGUGGCUGUAAGACUAAAAUGCCCACCCCUUCUUUGACAGUUUCCUCCACCCAUACAACCAAACAAUUUUAUAAUUCCCUUGUCUAAGGGGAAAUGUCACAUUGGCAACGUGUGUGUAAAACUAACUCCCUGAGCAAGACAAAGGUGGUGGUGUUUUUUUGACUCCUUUCCGUUGCUGGAGAUACAGAACUCCCCUAUAUGGUCCAUAUCCUUUACCUGAAAGCAGAAUCUGCCUUGAAAUGUGGAAAUGUUACAUUUCUUCCAUGAAACUGCUGAUGCUCCUGCCCCCAGAUCCCUCUGGAAAGCAGGCGAGCACCACAAUUCUUGGGAAAUAAAUUGGUCCCAUUGACUGUCCUAAACCAAACUUAGAUCAUGAUCUCUUUACCUUCUGCCAAUGGCUGAUAAAUUUCAACAUAAAAACAUGACAGGAUGGGAUGAUAUUUUUGCAGCAUUUAAGCAACCAAUCGUAUUUUAUUUAAGUCCUUGUCACAAGAGAUUAUUUUUCGUCACAAGUGUAAUUAAGUAACCGUGCUGAUGCUUAGUUCCGUUCAUUACAGGUAACUGUGUUGAGCAAAUUUUAACUCUGAGUAGUCUCUGUACAGGGGAGAGAGGUUUUGAAUAUAGUACUGUAUAGAGGCAUUUUCAGGUGACUCUAUCUUACUGUUUACAAAUUGAAUUUGCUAGUGUCCUGUGAAUUUUAUGUUCUCUGUAUGAAAUUCUGUAUUUAAACAGUCCCUUGUAGCAUAAUAAAAUUGUUACAUUGCUGUCCAA
This is a messenger RNA of Trachemys scripta elegans, 2194 nucleotides long. RefSeq names its product coiled-coil domain containing 90B (gene CCDC90B). The record is from RefSeq and is a predicted model, not a curated record. Lineage: Eukaryota; Metazoa; Chordata; Testudines; Emydidae. The coding region runs from base 79 to 840 and encodes 253 amino acids. The transcript has 9 exons. Gene Ontology annotation, cellular component: mitochondrion.